Molecule: messenger RNA, 1093 nt
Organism: Bombyx mandarina (wild silkworm)
Lineage: Eukaryota; Metazoa; Arthropoda; Insecta; Lepidoptera; Bombycidae
Product: alpha-ketoglutarate-dependent dioxygenase alkB homolog 4
Source: RefSeq, a predicted model, not a curated record
GACAUUCUUGACAAUGAUGUGAGCUAAAAAACGGUACACUACGAAUUACGAAUAGAUAAAAAAAAGACAAUGCAUUGAGUAAUCCAGAAUGAAACCGAGACCUUGCGGCUGCAAAGGUUGUAGGACGUGUUUGAUCUGUGAAACACAAUACGGUGCUGCAGACCUGAAAUUGCAGUUGGAACUAGACAAAGAAAAAAGUUACGUCUACUGUCCGUAUUGCAACAAAGCCUGGAAAGGAUGGGACAUCAAUUCUUACAAAGAACAUCCGAACCAUCACGGGGAACCGUUGAGUUAUCGCGGCGUCUAUAUUCACUUGGACUUUAUAAGCGAGCUGGAAGAGCAAAUCUUAAUCGAUAACAUAGACGAAAUACCUUGGGAUAACUCACAGAGUGGCAGAAGGAAACAGAACUAUGGACCCAAAGUCAACUUCAAAAAGAAAAAAAUCGUUUCCGGAAAUUUCGAGGGUUUUCCAAAGUUUUCGAAAAUGCUACAAGACAGAUUUGCGACCAUCGAAAUGUUGGACGGUUUUGAAGUAAUAGAACAGUGUUCAUUGGAGUAUGAUCCCACUAAAGGUGCAUCAAUAGACCCACAUAUCGACGACUGCUGGGUGUGGGGUGAGAGAAUCGUCACUGUUAACUUUCUGUCUGACUCAGUCCUCACAAUGACGCGUUUCAAAGGAGCGAAAACCAAAUACAAUUUAUGCUCUGCUGAAAAUUACCUUCCAGUGUUGGAUUUAGAAGGAAAAAUUAUCAGAAAUAAUAAGAACCAAAGAUCCUCUUUAGAUAUAUGUAAACCUGUGACUGAUGUGGAUGUGAUUGUCAGAAUACCAAUGCCAAGACGCUCAUUACUAGUGCUAUAUGGAGAAUCGAGAUAUCACUGGGAGCAUUGUGUACUCAGACAAGAUAUUUCAGCAAGGAGAGUAUGUAUUGCAUAUAGAGAGUUUACUCCUCCAUACAUGAAUGGAGAACAUCAGGAACUCGGUAAAGAAAUACGAAGGAAAGGCAAAAUGUUUUGGGAUCAUACUGAAAAAUACCAAAUAAAUGUUAACUUAAAUGAAAAGUGUGAUAUAUUAAAUGGUAUAUAAUAUAACUGA